Molecule: messenger RNA, 1291 nt
Organism: Oncorhynchus tshawytscha (Chinook salmon)
Lineage: Eukaryota; Metazoa; Chordata; Actinopteri; Salmoniformes; Salmonidae
Exons: 4
Coding region: 105-1043 (312 amino acids)
Source: RefSeq, a predicted model, not a curated record
CUGUGUGUCAAGAUUAUAACUUUUCAGAGUUAAGAUCAGAGAGGACACAUUUGCUGAGAACCAAGAGUUGGGCUACAAGACAUUGCAGACUACCAGGAGUUGAAAUGGGUCUUCCAGACGGGCUGUUAGAGUUCUUGGGGCCAGUAGGGUGGGGGGCAGCAGCGCUGGUAGGGGUGGUUAUAUUGAUUCAAGUGGUUAAAAAGAACAGAGAGGAGAAACGUUCUAUUUCUCCAGGAACUCACAAGUGUUUUGGUGACGAGAGAACACGGUUGAAGGAGGAAAAGUCGAAUGAAGCUUCUGGAAGAACUGGAAACUCUAGGAAGAAGAGAGUAGAACCGUGCCGUCAUGCCGAACAUGAGGAUGACAUAAUGAAAGGUUACGGCCUUGGACAUGUUCACAAAUAUAAAGAUGACAAGAAAUUUCGACCAUCUUGGUGUGAUAAGGAGAAUGAAGGCAUUACAGAGGCAGACCAUAUUCCACCUAAAGAUUCUCUGAAGAAGGCCCUAAACAAUGUACGACUGGAUCGUCUCCUACAAGUGAAUCCAAGGCUUCAUGAGAUGAUCAUGAGCCUUGAUUAUGACCCAACUGGACAGAACCUGUUAACCAUGAGGGUUCUUUACCAGGAUCACAGAGAUGCUCUGACCACUGGUAGCAGCAAAGAAUCUAAAAUAUGCAGGUGGAUUUUGACACAAACAAUGCUAAGCGGAAAAGAUGAUUGUGCAGUAAAAAUGCUGGAGCAAGCUUUUAUCAUGGGUCAUCCUAUAGCUUCCCAGAUGCUCAGACAUGAUGCUGGAUUUGUUGACGCCGCACUACGUACCGAGGGUAAAGUUGACAUGUCUGAUGAAGGCACAAGGAGCUACUACAGAUAUGGCUACACUGACCUGGUCAAUGAAUAUCUCUACAAGGGGAUAAUCAACGAUGGUCAAGCAAAAGACCUCAAAAUAUGGGUGAAAAGAGAGAUGCACCUGGACCGGGAUACCGCAGAGUAUAAGGAGAUCCUUGAAGACAUUAAUGAUUUCUAUGACUGUUUUCAUAUGUUGUAGGCUUACUCUUACAGCAGUAUCCAAGGGGAAAGAAUCAAAAGUAUACCUUCCAUCACUUAUCGAUCAUAUUUUGGAGUAGCCUACAAUUUCAUGAAUUUCAUGUUGAUAAUCUCAUCUUAUAAUUAUAAUGUUUUGCUUUACAACAUGAUUGGUUGAUCCACAGAUGUUGCAAUCUCUAUUGCACUCCACACUGCCCUUUCCCACCUGGACGAAAGGAACAUCUAUGUGAGAAUGCUGUUCAUUGACUA